GUCGUAGCCCCAUCUGGUACAAUACUCGAUUUCCACUUAGUCCAGAUCCAUUCGUGAUUUGAACCCAGGUCGGGUGUGUUGUUGAGUGACGCAGAACCCCCACUUCUUUGUGAUCGGAAUGUACUUUGAAAGGAAGCAUGAAAAUGUUGAAACAACUCGUAAACACUCACCGCGCAACGUGGUUACCAGGGGCAACGAAACAUCAACAAACGGAACCAAAACAAAUUAUUCGCCAGAGUUCCUUCUGACAGCCGGUAGUGGAAGUUUCGCUGACCACCGGACGAGAGUUUCGAAUAGUUUUUGGGAAAGCAGGAAGAAGGAGAAAAGGAAAAAUCAACACACCAUUAGACGCUUCUGCAAACGGAAACGAAGAUGACCGAACGUUACGUGUACUGCAAUGGGCGAGCGAACGAGGCAGCAUCGGCGCUAGGCGGCAACAAACAACUUUCGGCCGAGAACGCGAUGAAACCGCAAAGUGUAACCAAUCGUCACAUGAACUGGCUGAUACACGGUUUGUAUACCAGGAAGCACUUUGAGCAGUGCAAAAAGUUGAUUGACCGUCAGCUGGCCAUCUGCUACGACAAGCAGUACCUUUACUACAUGAAGGGACUUAUCCUGCGGGAGGAAAACAGCCCAACCGAAGCCGUACACUGCUUCCAGCAGGCCAUCGCACUGAACGGGAAGGAACCGGAAAACUAUAAGGAACUUGCCAAAACGCUAUAUUCGAUGGGAAAGUUCCGGAACGCGUUGGAAGUAUUUCUGAAAGCGGAAACUUUACUGGAACGACCCGACCACGAGAUAUAUCAUCAUAUCGGUGAGCUGUACUACAAAAACUUUGGCCAACCGAAGGCCGGAGUUGGGGAGGCCAAAGAGUACCUGAAGCAAGCCAUCACGUGCGGUAAGCACGUAGAGAGCUACAAGAUUUUGGCCGAAAUAUACAUCGAGGAAGGAGACAGCAUCAAAGCGAUCGAAAUGAUUGAAAACUGUUUGCAAAUAACGCAGGACGAUGUAUCGCUAAUGACGCAGAUCGGUAUACUGUAUUUGAAAAUUAACGAAUAUCAGCGAGCGUUUGAAAAGCUGCUCGAUGCCACGGCCACGGACUCGAAGCACACGAAUGCUCUGCUAGCGCUGGGAUCGAUAUUGCAAUCCAAAAACGAUAUCGACGGUGCGCUCAACAAGUACAAACGGAUACCCAACCUACCCGAGGAAAGCUCGGAAGUGUGGAGCAACAUUGGGUUGUGCUUUUUCAAAAAGCAAAAAUUCAUUGCUGCCAUUUCCUGUUUAAAAAAAGCAGUUUGGGUAUCACCGCUGAACUUUAACGCGCUCUACAAUCUCGGCCUGGUGUUCGUAACGGCUCAACAGUACGUGAGUGCCUUCCAAACGCUGGCAGCCGCCAUCAGUCUUCGGCCCGAGCAUGCCGAGUGUUACAUGCUGCUCGGAACUUGCCUGCGACAUUUAAAUGAUCCCGGAAAUGCGUACCUUUCGCUGGAGAAGUCAACCAUGCUUCCGGACGCCGUCAAAAAUCCGCUAAUCUAUCUGAACUUUGCGCUGUACUGCUACGAGGUAGGCAAAUCGGACCAGUCCGUCCUGUAUCUGAGCAACUUUCUCGAGAUGACUCAACACAUUACGGUUCAUCGCGAGUACCUCAAAAUGGCCGAUCGACUAAAUGGAGCCCUUGCAGUGGUUGCCGGUGGGCAGAUACACACUGCACCAGUACCCGAACCGGGACACACCGGGGGCCUUGACCGGCCUCAUACCGACCGGACGCAAGAGGAAACUGUUGUCAACAUGACGGGAGACGCGACGGUACCAGUGCGGCCGGAGGACACCAUCGAAGACGAAGCCGGCGACGGCUCUGACGGUGAUUUGCCCUGAUGUGGUGCAGACGGUCCGAUGGGAACGGGGAGCCGUGCGACAGACUAGGGCUGGGAAAGGAUUAGCAAAGAAAAACGAAAAGGUCCGUGGCGUGGACUAGAUCUUCAUUUAUUAUUUUUUCCGUUAAUGCUUUUACCCCGUCAUACCGGGAAAUGGUGGAGCUCUCAGCCCGGCUCAGAUCCCCGGUAGAAAGCACCGAUGUCCAACUGGUUGUGGCGAUGCAUAAUUUUAGCGCAGGACGGAGGAUGAACUAUUUCUGCCACGGAUCGUUGCCUUUAUCGCAAUCCUUCUUCUGCCUGUACAGCGUGCUCGCUUGGCACGCGGCGGGUGUGCCGUUUGGUAUUGUCUUUCGACCGAACCCCCGAGGCCAAUGUUGCAUGCGGAGUUAAUAAAGACAAGAUGCUGUUAGAUAGGAGCCAACAACAACGACGCUGGCGGAGAUGACAGACGGUGCAAUGCAACACCACGCACGCACGUUGGGUAAAUAAAUGAUGGACACUAAGUGAUGAUGGGCAGGAUGACGAUGCUGAUGAUGAUGAUGAUGAGAUAGUGCGGGCGAUAGAUAAUCUCGUCUGAUCAUAACUUUUCAUCGCGGUGACUUUUCGCGACCAUCAUACAUUUUAAAGCUUUUCUGCUUUAUUACGCAGAAGGAAAAUGCAAACGCACGAGCGGAUGUUAGUGUUUGCAAAUAAAGAGCGAUUAACAUACAAUCGUUACUCGUAUUAUGCUGAGCGUGGUAUGAAUUGCAUUUUGAGAGUUGAAGAAUUGUUUUAUUUUAGAAAUACGAGGUAUCGUUAAAACCAUGUGGUUUCUGAUGUAUCUCUCACGUGUGUUGGAAUUGAAUUCAUAAGAAACUGAAAUAAAAUAACAACAUCCUGGAACAGUAAAUUUUACGCCUAU
Messenger RNA from Anopheles stephensi (Asian malaria mosquito), 2775 nucleotides. RefSeq names its product Bardet-Biedl syndrome 4 protein homolog (gene BBS4). The record is from RefSeq and is a predicted model, not a curated record. The coding region runs from base 373 to 1875 and encodes 500 amino acids. Gene Ontology annotation, cellular component: ciliary basal body. NCBI's taxonomy places the organism in Eukaryota, Metazoa, Arthropoda, Insecta, Diptera, Culicidae. Gene Ontology annotation, biological process: protein localization to cilium; cilium assembly. Gene Ontology annotation, molecular function: protein binding. The transcript has 9 exons.